Messenger RNA from Scophthalmus maximus (turbot), 2993 nucleotides. It is a transcript of the gene mcm6, whose product is annotated as minichromosome maintenance complex component 6. Gene Ontology annotation, cellular component: nucleus; MCM complex. The record is from RefSeq and is a predicted model, not a curated record. Gene Ontology annotation, biological process: double-strand break repair via break-induced replication; DNA replication initiation; mitotic DNA replication. The transcript is spliced from 18 exons. Gene Ontology annotation, molecular function: single-stranded DNA binding; single-stranded 3'-5' DNA helicase activity; ATP binding. NCBI's taxonomy places the organism in Eukaryota, Metazoa, Chordata, Actinopteri, Pleuronectiformes, Scophthalmidae. The coding region runs from base 144 to 2624 and encodes 826 amino acids.
CGCGAAAGCGUCGCUCUGUUGUGAGGAGUCGAGCGUCCACUGUGCUCUCUCUGUGUGUGUGUCUGCGGAGAGGAGCAAUUACCAAUCCGCGAAACAGCGUCAGUUUCGGAACAUUUUUCGUCGCAGUUUGACGGUGAUUCAGCAUGGACGUUGCUACAGCAACCGCGGAGAACGCCGGGGAGAUGGUGAAGGACGAGUUGGCAGAAAAGUGCCAGAAGUUGUUCCAGGCGUUCUUGGAGGAGUUUCAGACCGAGGACGGGGAGGUGAAGUAUGUCCGGGAGGCCGAGGAGCUGAUCAGGCCCGAGAGGAACACGCUGCUGGUCAGCUUCACGGACCUGGAGGGCUUCAACCAGGAGCUGGCUACCACCGUCCAGGAGGAGUACUACAGAGUGUACCCCUUCCUCUGUCGGGCGGUGCGCAACUUUGCCCGGGACCAUGGGAAUGUUCCUCUCAACAAAGAGUUCUACGUCGCCAUCGAGGAUCUUCCCACCAGACACAAAAUCCGUGAGUUGUCGUCCAUGCGUAUCGGCACCCUGGUGAGGAUCAGUGGUCAGGUGGUGAGGACACAUCCGGUUCACCCCGAACUGGUGAGCGGCACAUUCCUGUGCAUGGACUGCCAGGCGUUGGUCAAGGACGUCCCUCAGCAGUUCAAGUACUCGCCACCAACCAUCUGCCGAAACCCCGUCUGCAACAACCGCUCCCGCUUCCACCUGGACACACACAAAUCCAAGUUCAUCGACUUCCAGAAGGUGCGUAUCCAGGAGACGCAGGCGGAGCUGCCCCGUGGCUCCAUCCCUCGCUCCCUGGAGAUCGUGUUGAGGGCCGAGGCCGUGGAGACGGCUCAGGCCGGCGACCGCUGCGACUUCACCGGGACCCUCAUCGUCGUGCCGGACGUCUCUCAGCUCACCACUCCUGGUGUGCGAGCAGAGACCAGCACCCGUGUAGGCGGAGGACCCCAGGGCCAAGAGUCGGAGGGUUUGAGAGGACUGAAGGCUCUGGGAGUCCGAGAGCUGUCGUACAGACUGGCCUUCCUGGCCUGCAACGUGGCCCCCACUAACCCACGAUUCGGUGGGAAGGAGCUGCGGGAGGAGGAGCAGACUGCGGAGAGCAUUAAGAGUCAGAUGACGGAGAGGGAGUGGGAGAAAGUGUUUGAGAUGAGCCAGGACAAAAACCUGUACCACAACCUGUGCACCAGCCUCUUCCCCACCAUCCACGGCAACGACGAGGUGAAGCGCGGUGUCCUGCUGAUGCUGUUCGGAGGCGUUCCCAAGACGACCAUGGAGGGGACCUCGCUGAGAGGAGACAUCAACGUCUGCAUCGUCGGAGACCCGAGUACUGCCAAGAGCCAGUUCCUCAAGCACGUGGAGGAGUUCAGUCCCAGAGCCGUGUACACCAGCGGCAAAGCCAGCACCGCCGCGGGUCUGACGGCCGCCGUGGUCCGAGACGAGGAGUCGCACGAGUUUGUGAUCGAGGCCGGAGCUCUGAUGCUGGCUGACAACGGUGUGUGUUGCAUCGAUGAGUUUGACAAGAUGGACCUGAAGGACCAGGUGGCCAUCCAUGAAGCCAUGGAGCAGCAGACCAUCAGCAUCACAAAGGCUGGAGUCAAGGCCACCCUGAACGCUCGCACAUCCAUCCUGGCUGCCGCCAACCCCGUGGGCGGGCGCUACGACCGCAGCAAGAGUCUGAAACAGAACGUCAACCUCAGCGCCCCCAUCAUGAGCCGCUUUGACCUCUUCUUCAUCCUGGUGGACGACUGUAACGAGGUGACGGACUACGCCAUCGCCCGACGCAUCGUGGACCUACACUCCCGCGUGGCGGAGUCAGUGGACAGACUGUAUUCUCUGGAUGAGAUCCGCAGAUAUCUGCUCUUUGCUAGGCAGUUCAAACCUAAGAUCUCAAGCGAAUCAGAGGAGUUCAUCGUGGAGCAGUACAAGCGUCUCCGCCAGCGCGACGGCUCGGGCGGCGUGUCCAAGUCUGCCUGGAGGAUCACGGUGCGACAGCUGGAGAGCAUGAUCCGCUUGUCGGAGUCCAUGGCGCGCAUGCACUGCUGUGACGAGGUGCAGCCCAAACAUGUGAAGGAGGCCUUCCGUCUCCUGAACAAGUCCAUCAUCAGAGUGGAGACGCCAGACAUCAACCUGGAGCAGGAGGAGGAACUGGAGGAGGAGGAGGAGGAGCAGCAGGAGGAAGGAAACAACAUCCCCAACGGAGUGAACGGUGUCAAUGGUCACGUUAACGGGAUGAACGGCCAUGCCGACGGCGUGAACGGCCACGCUGAGCCCAGCAGCCAGGCCAAACCGUCUCUUCGCCUUUCUUUCCCUGAGUACAGACGCAUCUCCAACUUGCUCGUCCUGCAUCUGCGCAGAGCUGAGGAGGCUGAGGAAGAGGAGGAGCUGAAGAAAAGCGCAGUGGUGAACUGGUACCUGAAGGAGAUUGAGUCGGAGAUUGACUCAGAGGAGGAGCUGGUCAAUAAGAAGGGUCUGAUCGAGAAGGUUCUCCACAGGCUGGUGCACUAUGAUCACAUCCUCAUCGAGCUGUCCCAGGCGGGGCUGAAGGGCUCCGAGUCUUCGAGCUCGGAGGAAGAGGGCGUUCUGGUCGUCAACCCCAACUACACCCUGGAAGAUUAAAACUGUUUUGCCCCCACCCCCCUCCACUUUCACAGCUUUCACAAUUAUAUGAUAUUAAAACCUUAACAAUAAAACCGAUGUCCAAGGUGUUGAAUAUGAAUGCUCAUAUGUUACAUACAUAGCAGUAGCACUGGAGAUGCUGUUAGACUUGUUUUUUGAGUUUAACAUCUCUACUGUAAAAAAAGGAUUCUGGGGCUCUUAAGGAAAGAAAAAAACAACUUUGUCUUUAUCAAAGUGACUUAUGUAAAUAUGCUGCUCUUUCUUUGUUUGUUCGACUCCGUGGUUUCAAGUUAUGUCAUUUUGUAAAAUUAUGUGAUGGAUUGAAUUGACUUGUUGGUUAAAUAAAUAAAAUGUUGAGAAAAAAACUAA